AUGUGUAUACGAUACAUAUAUAAAACAUAACCGUAUUAAAAAUACAAAUACAAAACGGGUGGAAAAAAUAGCAAUUAAACACCAUUAUCGAAUGUAAUUUACAUUUCUAUACAGCGGUGGGUUUUUUUACUACUUGUUGAAUCCCAUAGUAAGCACUAUGUUGUGUGGGUGUGUGGGUGUUAUGUAUGUAUGACAAGACGAGAUAAGAAUCAUUAACCGAAACUUGUGUGGAUAAUUCCGCGAUCGUUCCUUUAUAUCCGGGCUGUUUCUUCGUCUAAAGAGUUUUCACUUUGGCGAGAGAGAGAGAGAAGAAAAGAAGGAGAGAGCAGGAAAUUAAGUGUUUCAUUGAACGGCACCAGUUUUAUGAUAUAUUCAAUUAUUCAAGGUGUACAUGAUGAUGAUAAACCACAUUGCAAUUUUGAUUUUUCUCUCCAGUAUAGUUAUUUCUGCUUCACAAAAAUGGACUUACAAAAACAAGCUUGGUCAAACUGAAUACUGUUGUUUUUGUUAUUACGAUUUUCGUACAGAGAACACAAUUCAAGAAUGUCUUUCAAAAAAUAAAAAUGACACUCGUCGGCCAUUUUGCAUUUGCAAUAAGGGCAAACUUCCAAAGUGUCCGGAAUCUACAACUAUUUGCAACAGACAAAUAGCAUGUCCUGAAAACCUUGCAUAUCAAAUAUGUAAGGUGCCUUUCCUGGAUGAUGCCAAACUGGUAUGCAAUGACAGCCUACUAUGGGAAGCACACUUUACCUGUCCAGAGUGUCCAGAAAAUACAACUGUUUGCAACAGACGAAUAACAUGUCCUGAAAGGCAGUAUUAUCAAGAAUGUAAGGUGCCUUUUAGGAACAAUGGCAAAUUGGUUUGCAGUGACAAUCUGAAAUGGAAACCAAACUUUACCUGUCCAGGUGUUGUAUACUGGAUUUUGAAACGAAGAAAAUCAGGUCAGUGUUUGUAAUUCCUUUAUUGUGAU
This is a messenger RNA of Octopus bimaculoides (California two-spot octopus), 970 nucleotides long. RefSeq lists its product as uncharacterized. The record is from RefSeq and is a predicted model, not a curated record. NCBI's taxonomy places the organism in Eukaryota, Metazoa, Mollusca, Cephalopoda, Octopoda, Octopodidae.